This is a messenger RNA of Ictalurus punctatus (channel catfish), 3894 nucleotides long. RefSeq names its product zinc finger translocation associated (gene zfta). The transcript is spliced from 5 exons. Lineage: Eukaryota; Metazoa; Chordata; Actinopteri; Siluriformes; Ictaluridae. Gene Ontology annotation, biological process: negative regulation of DNA-templated transcription. The record is from RefSeq and is a predicted model, not a curated record. Bases 159 to 1868 code for a protein of 569 amino acids.
GUAAACGGUGCCGCUGUUCGGACAGGCCACAGGUUCCCAACCCUGGUCCUGGAGAGCCCUCUGUGCUGCGUUUUUAGUGUUUUUCCAUGCUCAUCUUCCUCACUACGACUCCAAAAGAGCUGUUUAUUAGCUGAUUAGUUGAAUCAGGUGAAGAUGACAUGACCAAUGGACACAAUAGAGAUGACAGUCAAGCUAGUCUGAUCACUCAUGUGGACUCACCAGGGACGAGCUACUGGAGUGUUUCGGAGAGCCCUGAAUCACCCUCCCUCCUGUCCCUUGUUCUGGGGCCAUCUAGAAACAAAACAUCUCCAGCCAAAGCAGGCUGGGCAUCACGGACUGGCCACAGUCGUAUCCCUGGUCGAGACCACCGCCGUUACUACCACGAGCACUGGAGAACCGAGUACCUGAUGGACUUUGACCCCAAGAGAAAUGGGAUGAUCUGCAUGGUAUGUGGCAGCUCCUUAGCCACUCUAAAGCUGAGCACCAUUAAGAGACAUAUCAGGCAGAAGCAUCCCGAUUCGUUGCUGUGGAGCGCGUCCGAUAAGGAGGUGAUCCGUUCGGGAUGGGAGAACCAUCUGAAUCUAGAGACUAGUCAGACAUCUUGUGCAGAUUCAGCCAUCGCCUCAGAGCCGGAGGAGACGCUUGAAUGUGCCAGUGAGACAGACAAGCCUGGCAGUGCUGUGAUAGUUAAAACUGAGUCCCAGUCUGAGCCUAGCGUGGUGAGCUCCUCAUCGGCUCAGGAGACUCAGAGUGUGUUGACUGAGAUACUAGAGCGCUACGUGAACGACUCGCUGCACGCCUGGUUCCGCCAGGAGUUCCUAAUGGAGUACCAGGCAGAGGUGGGCAGGCUGGUGUGCAUGGUGUGCAGCCGUCCCUUGCCCUCGCUUCACCUCGACCACAUCAAGAGGCAUGUGCUGGAGCAGCAUCCCAACUCACUGGUGUACAGUGCAGGGGAGAAACAUCGAGUCCUGCAGAGCUGGGCCCAAAGCCAGGACUCUGCAAGAGACUAUAUCAAGACAGAGCCAGACACCAAAGACCUGAGCGUGAACAGACGAGUACCGCUCCCUGCCACAGAGCCUGACUCUCUCCAGCACAUCACAGAGCCAUCCGGAGGGUCGGGAAGGGAAUCAGAAGACCCUUCUCACCACACCCCUAACAGCAGGUUAAAAAAAGGCAGCCCAUGGCAUCUACGGCUGGAUUAUUUGGUUGCUAUUGGGCCUCCAAGCAUGCCAGGCUGCUUCUGCAUGGUGUGUUCCGAGGAGCUGCCAGUGGUGAGAGUCAGCAGCUUUCGCAGGCACAUAGAGGACUGUCACCCUGAGACCAGCUAUCUCAGCCAAAGAGAGAGAGAAGACAUAGCCAGCGCCUGGACCCAGGAGGUGGCCACGGAGGAGCCGGAAACACAUUCACAACAGGCUUCCCCCAGUGACGCACCCGUUAAAAGCAAGACGUUUUCCAUAAAACCAUUCGCCUGGCAGCGUGGCAUCAAGAAGGAAGACGGGGAGAGGUCGAAGAUCAUGUCCGCGCCCAUUAUCGGGAGAAACGUCCACUACCCAGGCAAGGACCAGCGGCGUAACUACCAGGUGCGCUGGCGAAUGGAGUACCUGAUGGACUACGACUGCAGGAGGCACGGGCUGAUCUGCAUGGUGUGCCGCACCACUCUAGCGACUCUGAAGGUGAGCACGAUCAAGAGGCACAUCCAGCAAGUCCACCCUCACUCGCUGAACUACAGUGCCGAGGAGAAGCAGCAGGCAGUGGAGAGCUACAGCCAAGCGACGCUACACUUCGUCCACGCUGAAAACUGCUUCUCAGGCUCGGAUCACAGUCAUGUAGCACAGACUAACACUAAGGUUGAGAUUGACCAGGUUUAAUGAACAGUGAGGGUGGCAUGCUUUCUUGCACUCAGGAAGAAGAUUGCUGGAACAAGCCAAAAUAUGAUCUCCACAGCUUUUUAGUUGGGAAUGAAAGCUUGAUACAAUUUUUUCUGUGCACUUUUUGUUUGUUUGAUUUCACAACAUGAUUUCAAUUAUUAAGCAAUGAUCUUCUUGGAGUUGGAGAAAAGUAAAGUUGUUUCCCACAGUGGAAUGAUGUCACUGGCUUGAAUACGAAUGAAGGACCUAACAGGGCUCUACAGUGCGACCAUUUCACUCGCAUUUGUGACUGAAAAGUACUUUGUGCGACUGUGAAAAAAAAUAUAUUCGCACCGGUGCGAGUGACCUGGUCGGAGUUGUAUAAUACAAUCAGAAUAAAAACUACAAGUCCAAAAUGCAUCUAGCUACAGUUACUUUCACUUCAAUUUGCCGAUCUCACAAGUCUUUUAUUGAUCGCGCAAAAUGACCUGAACUUGCGACUGUGACAUGCUCGUGUACACGCAGCGGCGUCGGGCGGAGUAAAUUAAUAAUAAUGCUAACACUACAAGGUGGGUUUAAUUCAAACUUAUUUAUUAAAUAAUUCCUCACCAAUCAUAAUCAAGAAUAACAACUGUUCAGUCUGUAAACACAGUACACUACCCCUCUCCUUCACCAACUCUUAUUGACAGCACAUUUACUUCAUUUAAACUCACAGUUGCCAGAUAUAUACUAGAAAAAUCAACUCCAGUGUCCAUGUUCUGAUUUAAUUCCCCCAAAAAAGCAGUAUUAUCAGCAGACAUGGCAACACUGUCCUGGGGAAACCAUCUAAAACUGAUAAACAAACAAACAAAUUAUCAAAUGUAAAGACAGAAAAUGUUAUAAAUAAAGUUAUAAAUCAUUGAAUAUAAAAAAAAAUUAUAUAAUAAAUUCAUAAAAUAUAAAUAAUGAGAAAUGAAAUAAUGUUUAAUUACUAUGGGUUGCAUUUAAAAUCAAUUUAAAAUUAAGCUUAGUAAGCUAUUUCCUUGGAAGGCUAUUAGCCUUCAUUUUCCUAAAACGGAUCAUUUUAAUAUUAGUCUCCUUUUAAUUAGGACUCUUUAUUGCUUCAGAUAUUUAAAAAUAAAUAUUUGCUGCUUGUUUAUUUAUCAAUUAACUAGCAUUUAUCAAUGCUAUUACUUUAAUUCAAUUAACAGUGACCAUGAGCAGAGAUCUUACAUUUAACUGUUUAUGACAGACCUGAUUAAAGCUUAAACAAAAAAAAGAUGGAUCGGUUUUGGUCGAUCAAGAUGACCAGAAAUCGGUAUCGGCUGUAAAAAUCCUGAUCGGAGCAUCCCUAAUGAGCAGCAUUGAACUAAAGCGCUUUGCAUCUGAUGGAUAAAUGACUCACCCAGUCACAUCCUAUAUGAGAUUAUUCAGAUAUAUACACAAUACACACAGAGCGGUUCGAGAACUGACUCCAGCCCAGAACCAUGACAGUGGAAAAUGUCUAAUAGUGUAGCUUAAAAUAUAUUUAAGAGGAGCAGACUUCAAACACUGAUUAUUGAGGGUUUUUGUAUUUGUUUACAAGAUGGAACAGGUUAACGGUUGUUUUUUGCAUACAGUCUGUAAAAUUAACUGAAAAUAUUACAUUUAGUUUAUUAGAAGGUAAAUUAAUGUGUCAUGGCUCACAGUAUGUUCCUAAAUUCUGUCAUAAUUGACCAGCUCAAGUUUUCUCAUGCCUACUUGUGUGUUAUAUUGUGGCACAUUAACAUGCUCCUAAAUUUUUGACUGUGCUCCUUAAAGAAAUUGUUACCGUAGAGCCCUGCCUAAGCACCUUUUUAUGCAUCCGUAUUUGUACAGUGCAGUCUUUGGUGAGAGUUAUUGAUUGCUGCGGAUUGCAGGGUUUAAAGUACCAGAGGGAUCGUUUUGCAUGGGGUCAGCAAUGCAGUAGGUCGCACAUUCAGCACUAAACAGAGCACUUGUUAUGGGGGGAUCAAGGUAACUGUUAUGAAGCAUGACUUCUAGAGCAGCACCUUGUUAAACACAGUGUGUUUAGAUUGAACAGUUCCAU